Messenger RNA from Vigna umbellata (rice bean), 474 nucleotides. RefSeq names its product phytosulfokines 3-like. Gene Ontology annotation, cellular component: extracellular region. Gene Ontology annotation, molecular function: growth factor activity. Gene Ontology annotation, biological process: cell population proliferation. The record is from RefSeq and is a predicted model, not a curated record. Lineage: Eukaryota; Viridiplantae; Streptophyta; Magnoliopsida; Fabales; Fabaceae.
UAAAUUCAUCAUAGAGUCAUAUUCUAGGAGCAUGAUCAACAUAUAUAAGAUACACACAGUAAUUGCUAGUUGGUAGGUUUUCUUAGAAAGCAGAGAAUGAAAAUGUCGUCUAAGGUCAUUAGUGCCACCAUUUGCCUUGCAGUGUUAUUCCUCUUCUUAACCUCCACAUAUGCUGGAAGACUUGGCCCUGCUUCUUCCUCUUUCACUUCAACCAAAACUCAACAUGUGGCUUUGGAAGAGGAGAAGUUAGACGUGGAGGAAAGUUGUGAUGGUAUUUCAGAAGAAGAUUGCUUGAUGAGAAGAACACUCGUGGCUCACACGGAUUAUAUCUACACACAGAACCACAAACCAUGAGAUUCAUACCUGUUUCUCAUAUCAGAUGCAAGCUAUAUAUAACUCCCUCGCUUAUCAUUGUAAUUAUGCAUAAGCAAUACUUUUCACAUACAUACAUAUAUAUAAUCCACUUUUGAAACA